AUGCCUUCAAAUUUGAUUAUUAUAUUCGUUUUUUUCAAAUGUAUAGCGCUGGCACAUUCAUUGUAUUCCGUAGCUUUUGAGUGUGGCAAACCAUCUAUUUAUCUAAAUAAUCAGCUGUGGGUUACUGAUCACACUCAAGGUUGUCUAAAUGAUGAGGUUUCAAUUUUAAAAUACUGCAACAAAGUUUAUAGCGAAAGAAACAUAACCAAAGUUGUCGCAGCUCCACCGAUUGAUAUUAAUCUUUCAGACUGGUGUGAAUUCACUCCUGGAAAUCUUGAGAAAUGCCAAAACCUGCAGCGAGAAAGAUAUGAAAUCAAACCUUUCAUAUGUCUUGAUAGUGUCCCAAUGUCAACAUUAUUUGUUCCAAAUGGUUGCCAACUGAGUAGUCUAGACAAUGAUCACACUUAUUUGUGUGAAAACCAUAGGUUUUGGGAGGAUUCAGCUCGAAAUUCGUGUCAUAAGCGUAAUAUGAGGUAUCAGAACUAUUUACCCCUCAAACCAUGUAUCAAACAAGAAGAUUUCUCUGCUAUCCAUUUCACAGCAGCUAAAGUUGUUUGUUGUGCAAUGUCUGACUCUUCUAAAGUGCCUGCAACGUCAGUUCCGUAUUCAAAGGAUGUAAAUAAUUCAGUACUGAAUAAAAUUCAUGUCGUAGACGAUAAAGCAGUUUCUGCGGAAAAUGUUUCCAGCGAUGACAAGAACUUUAUAAAUUAUUUAGCAUUUUCAAACCAGAAGUCUCCUUCAGGUCUGUUAGUACCCGAGCGCGAACGUUACAGUAAAGCUAAACAGGCAGUUUCUAAUGCCUUGCACAACCGGGAAAAUGUUUUAAAACAAGAAUUUGUUGAUGCUGAGUCAUUGAUUUCUGAUGAAGACUGGCAAAACAAUCCGGUGAAGAGCCAAUUGGCAGAAGACAGUUUAAUCCAAGAGUUUCUCAGCAAGUUCAUUGGGCUAGAAAAUGAAUCCGAACGUGAUCGUAAAUCUUUGGAAAUGGUUCAUCGACAACGAAUUGAAAAUCAACUGCUUGAACGUAGAAGAGCAAUUGUUGAUGCUUGGGAGAGAGCUAUCAACACCGAAAAGCCUAACAAUUUCACUUUAUUCGAAAUGUUAAAACGUCUACUUCAAGUUAUUGAGCAUGAUCGAAGUCAUUUUGUUAAAAGACUAGAGCGUUUACGCACUACAGAUCCAUCUGAAGCUAUUCGGCAAUUACCGUCUAUUAAAGAAAGUCUAGUUAGCCUUGAUAUUCUGCUUAAUGAAAGUUUAGAAAAGUUAAAUAUGCAUCCAAAAUUAAUGCCAGAUUUAUUAACUUAUGCAAAACGUCUUCAACAAGAUAAAUAUGGUAAAUUAGAAGCUGAAUUAAAAUCAAUUGCCAUCGCUAGUGUAGCACUACCAGAUAGUAUUAAAUUGCCAACAUUUCAAGAACAAGCAUCAUUAAAAGCUGAAAAGGUAGUGGCUAAAUAUCGUCAUCAUUUGGAACCACUAUCGUCGUCAUCAUCUUCGGAGAACUCGGUGAAUAAUAAUGUUAUGAACAAGAGUCGAAAUAAAUCGGUAAAUCGUCAAAAGAAACUCAUGGUACUAUUUAAUCCAAUGAAUUUAAGUAAAAGUAAAGACAAUUCGAUUUGGUUUCCUCAUAUAAAAACAACGACGAUGGCGACAAAAACAACAACAGCAACAACAAUGGCAACAACAACGCCUAACCUUGUCGAUUUCGCUUCAGAAUCAGUGUUAAGCACUGUUGAUUACUCUUCAUAUAAAUCAGUUCAUUCAACUAGUAGGAGUGGCGAUAAUCAAAUUUUAGAAAAUGAAACGAACUCAAAAUAUUCGACAGGUCAUUAUACUACUGACAAUACUGUUUUGUUUAACUCAACCUCCUCACUGAACAAUACAUCCAUGCAUUUAUCCAAUCAAAGUCAAGGCAAUAAAGCAGCUUAUAUAUCAUUAAUUAUUUUAGGCGUACUAUUCACUUGUAUUUGUCUGCUGUUAAUUACCCGACGUUAUCUCGCUUCACUUCGAUAUAAUCGUAAAGGUUAUACACUGACAGUAGUUGAAGUCGAUGAAGUCAUAACACCAAAAAUGAAUGAUUAUUCACCAGAAUUUUUACCAGUAAGAAAAAAUCGUCGUCGUCAUCACCAUCAUCAACGAGGGCGACCAUUUUCAUCCUCUUCAACAUCUUCAAUAUCAAAACAACCUACUAACCAUGAUGAUGAUGUAAUACAUAAUUGGCAAAUGAACGGUUAUGAAAAUCCUGCGUAUAAAUUUACUACAAAUCAUACAAAUAAACGAUUUAUCGGUUACCCAUCAGGUAAUGGUAUGAUUGCUGGCGAUGUCAAUGGUAACACUGACACUGACGCUGAUGUUGGUGGCGUGGAUAAUCCUUUUCAUCAUGAUAAUAAUAGUUUUGAUGAUUUUGAAAUUUAG
Messenger RNA from Trichobilharzia regenti, 2412 nucleotides. The record is from the annotation of a GenBank genome assembly. NCBI's taxonomy places the organism in Eukaryota, Metazoa, Platyhelminthes, Trematoda, Strigeidida, Schistosomatidae.